UGCACAAGGCAUCUAUAUCCCCUCCUCCGCUGGCUGGGAGUGGGGAGUGCGCCGCAUAACCAAAACGUCAAUCCCCCACCGCGCAGCCUCGCCGUCGGUAUGGACGAGGAGAGGACGGAGGCGUGGUGGAGCCGACGCGCGUGGGCGCUGCUGUCGGCCGUCCGCGAGCGGGCGCCGCUGGUGCAGUGCACCACCAACCUCGUCUCCAUGGACAUCGCUGCCAACGUGCUCACCGCCGCCGGCGCCUCCCCCGCCAUGCUCCACUGCCUCCGCGAGAUCCCCGACUUCACCCCGCGCUGCGACGUUGUCUACAUCAACGUCGGUACCCUCUCCGAGGACUGGCUCCCCUCCAUGCGCGCCGCCGCCUCCGCCGGCCGCCCCUGGGUGCUCGACCCCGUCGCAGCUGCCGCCUCCGGAUUCCGGAUGGAGGCCUGCCUCGAGCUCCUCGCUCUCCGGCCCGCCGUCGUCAGGGGCAACGCGGGCAACGCGUCGGAGAUCCUCGCCCUCGCCGCCAGCUCAGACAGCUCCUCCUCCUUCAAGGGUGUGGACAGUUCACAUGACUCAGGGGAGGCCCUGCAAGCCGCGAAAGCAUUGGCACGGUCCAGCGGGUCAGUCAUUGCGGUAUCUGGAGCAGUUGAUUUCAUCACGGAUGGUCAGCAGGUCAUCAGUGCUAGCAAUGGUGUGGCAAUGAUGCAGAAGAUCACGGCGACAGGGUGUGCUGUGACUGCUCUUAUAGCGGCUUUUGUCGGGGCGGAUCCUUCAGAUGCUCUGGCCGCAGCGGCAUGUGCGCUCGCCAUCUUUGGACUCGCUGGAGAGAUUGGAAUGGAGUCGGCUAAAGGACCUGCCUCUCUCAGGACGCACCUCAUCGAUGCUCUCUACGGCCUCGAUGAGCAGACCGUCACAUCCCGUGACACAUCUCUACCGUGGUUACCAGUGUUUAGGAAAUAUACAGUCUGGGGUGAUCUGCAGGGUCCUGGAAAACCAUGAAGCAUAUGAGAUCGGAUUGGCAGUUGCCGUCCAUGUGUACAUGACCCCAUCAAUAAAUUGUCCGUGACCAUCCAUCUCGGCUGUACUAACUACCAAGUACAUAUUUGUGAAUUGUGAUGCCACAAAGAUUAUGCAUCACCUGUCAUCUACACACACAAUGAUGCUUCACGAAAUAAGGCGGUCGAAAGAAGGAUGACUGCACCAGUAGCUUUGCUGCUGGUGUUUAUGCAGCAAUGACUGUGAUGGCUGAGAAGCUAGU
Molecule: messenger RNA, 1246 nt
Organism: Triticum aestivum (bread wheat)
Lineage: Eukaryota; Viridiplantae; Streptophyta; Magnoliopsida; Poales; Poaceae
Product: hydroxyethylthiazole kinase
Exons: 3
Coding region: 100-987 (295 amino acids)
Biological process (GO): thiamine biosynthetic process
Molecular function (GO): hydroxyethylthiazole kinase activity; ATP binding; magnesium ion binding
Source: RefSeq, a predicted model, not a curated record